UCUCUGCCGUUCUCGUCACACGGAUACCAUAUGAUACAGAAAUGUUAACAGAUUUUUUCUGUAGUUUUUAAUGCAUCAAUUAUAAUGUGUCUUGCUGAUGUAUGCAAUUCCAUUUUCUCCUGAGAUCAAUAAAGUAUAUCUUGUUUUGUAUGCCGGUAUGACUACAAUAGUGAUCAAAAUUAGAGAACGAGUGACAUUUUUGUAAUUUACGAAGUCGCUACCUACCCAUACUUCCAAGUUAUUCUAACAUGAUUAAAUAUGGUUUAAAAUUCACAUUAAUCGUACUUAUGAUUAAAUAUGAUUUUAAAAUUAUUUCAUCAGUGAAAACCAUCGAACGCCAGGAAAUAAAAGGUAUAAACAAGAAAUUUGAAAGUCUGCACACAAAAUUAGAAAACAGUUUGUUAUACUUGACAGUUUUUGGUUCUAAUCUGAAAUAUUUGGCAACCCCAAUCUAUUUGGAAACAUUGGUAGGCAUCAAUGUGCCUGAAACCCUGUGACGUCAAGUUGUUCAAAUGAAGGCUGAUGGACUGAUCCUCUAAACCAUUGGAACAGAAGUUAGUCAUUCCAAGAGCUUAAUUUCUUGAAUAUUGAAGCUGUACACAGAAACUAAGUUAUUUAUGUCUCAGAAAAAGGCUGGUUUCCCACAUACGCGCGCAGAAGAGAACAGGACAAUAGGGAGACACUCCAUGGGGAUUGGUUCAACACCGCAGUUGGAAUUGCUCACAAAAUUAGUUUUGGACAGGGCAAGAAUUUGUCUUGAUAGGGAAAAUAUGGACUGAAAGCCAACUUCACAGUGACUAAGCUGCUCAUCAGCAAGAAGAAAUAAAAGGUUAGACUAGCCCUUUGCUGAGGAGCAUAUUGUGUGGGCAGAGAACUGGUCCAAAUUUAAGUUGGUUAAGAUGGUUGGUUAGUUUUGUGCAGCAUUGAAUUGGGGAAAGUCUUCACUAAAAGUGUGUCAAGAAGUCUGAAAUGUUGGGAGGGGGUGUGGGGUGUGUUUUCUGCUGCAGGAGUCAGGCUUUUUAUACUUCUACAUGACGAGGUGAACGCUAAUGAGCAUCCGAACCUCCUUCAGCAGCAUGAGAUUCCUUCCUUACGAGCAUCGCCCAGUCAGCCAGUCAUUUUUAUACAAGACAAUUUCCCCUAUCAAACUGCUUAAUGGAUGAAGCAAUUCCUCAAAGCUGAGAACAUCAAGGUGACGAAAUGGCCAGACUAGAGUCCUGAUCUGAACCUUAUCAAGAAUCACUGGAAGGAAUCGUGACAGGAUGUCUAAAAUAGAGCGCCUGAAUGCCCGUGUGGCGAAGCUCCUGACGGUGGCCGUGCAUGAGGUGCUGGAGGUGGUGAAAGAGACCGUGUCGGAGUACCAGGAGAAGACCGCUCGGACGCAGAGGGAAAACGAGAGCCUCAAGCGGAGGCUGCAGGAGCUCCAGGAUAAGCUCAAGAGAGGAAACACAGGUACUGUUCAGUCUGUUGCACUUCAUCUGUCUGGAGAAAGAGUUCCCAGUGAGCAGGAGCGGAGCCCCGGGCUCAGGCAGAGCACAGAGCUACAUCUGGCUGAAGAGAAGCAGGAACCCCCCGAGGAAGCCAGCGCCAUGCAGAGGGAGGAGGAUCUAAGCAUAUUGGAACCGAAUGCCACACCAGAGCCAGAGAGCGACUACAGUGUAACGUUACCUGAAAGUGACGAAGGAGGUCCUGAAUGUGGUUCUCAGAUGUCCGACACGGACCUGUCAGUGUUUGGGCCUCGUUUGAAAAGUGCCCCCGACCUGGACUCUAUUCACGUCGUGCGUAUAUCUGAUGGACUGCCUGCUGGUGCCUUUGGUUUAGCAAGGCAACCAGGUUUUUCCUCUGAUGAAAUUAAAAUGGAAGCAGAAUUGCCUGAUUACGUAAUGGCGAGAAGGCACAUAUCCCAGAGUCCUUUUGAUGAACAUGCAGAUUCAAAUGCUAAUGCAGUGCAGCAGGAACCCACCAACGAGGCCCCUCAAGAUAACAUGGUGGAUUUACCUUUUGGUCAUUCUCACUCAAACUACAGUGCCAUGGGAAGGAGGUUUGCGUUUGGCAAAAACACUAGGAGCACUCAUGACAGUAGAAAACACAAGCAGUACUACAGGAAGGACGAAGAUCAUCGCUGCAUCUUGUGCGGAAAGACCUUUAGCCGAAUCGGAAACCUGAGGAUACAUCAGAGAUGCCACACGGGAGAGAAACCUUACUGCUGCACGCAGUGUGGAAGGUGCUUCAGUCAGGCGGGUGACCUCAAGAAACACAAACGAGUGCACACGGGUGAGAAACCCUACUACUGUACUCAGUGCGGCAAGAGCUUCAGUCGUGGGGAAAACUUGAAACGGCACCAGAAGAUUCACAUAGGAGAGACUCUGCACCUCCAUCAAGUAUGGAGAGACCCACAAUCUAAUAAGGCACUUUGAGAAUUAAAGCUGUGUCUCUGUUGUUGAUUGUCGGUUAUGCAAAUAUAUAUCCUUCCCUAUAAAAUUAUAUUUUUUUACUAGAUAACAUUAUUCUUGGUUUUUGUUUUACACAAGGCUAUUGCUGGAUGUUGUGUUAAGCUGUAUUUAUUGAUUUGUUUAGUAACAUGUAGCUGUAUGUGAAAACCAGUGCUGCUUAAGCUUAUCUUAUCGUUUCAUACUGACACUGAACCAUCUUCAGCAAAUGCAUUUACUGUUGUGCAUUUCCUCACUGCCAUAAAAUAAAAUUAGUCAUCACUAUAGCCUCCAAUUUACAUGUUGAUUCUAAAAUAAAUAUAAAUAAAUAGUGGCUAUUGUGUGUCACUUUUUAAAAUAAGA
This is a messenger RNA of Brienomyrus brachyistius, 2792 nucleotides long. RefSeq names its product zinc finger protein 691-like. The record is from RefSeq and is a predicted model, not a curated record. The transcript is spliced from 3 exons. Gene Ontology annotation, biological process: regulation of transcription by RNA polymerase II. Gene Ontology annotation, molecular function: DNA-binding transcription factor activity, RNA polymerase II-specific; RNA polymerase II cis-regulatory region sequence-specific DNA binding. NCBI's taxonomy places the organism in Eukaryota, Metazoa, Chordata, Actinopteri, Osteoglossiformes, Mormyridae. Gene Ontology annotation, cellular component: nucleus. Bases 1263 to 2417 code for a protein of 384 amino acids.